AGUGUACGUUUAUAGUAAAUUCAACAAAGAUGGGACUGUUUUGGAGAGAACUGAUAGCUGGUAUUAUUAUUUUCACGUCAUCUCUCAUCGCAGCUCAAGCACCAGAACAACAUUGCUCACUGAAAUUCCAGGAGGCUUUUGAAGAGGCCGUAAAAUUGAAGAAAACUUGUCAAGAAGCACGCUACAGAGAUUGCUGCCAGGUGGCAAAAGCAUCACUUUUUGACUAUCCAAUUAAAAGUGGCGUCUUCUACAUUAACAAUGCUUGUGGGCAUGAGUCACCUUUCAUUCAAGAUAUUUCACCAAUGCAAGCUCGGUGCAACAUGGAGAGUGGUGAUGGUGGAUGGACAGUGCUAGUGAAGAGGACACCAGACGUGGAACAGAGAGAGCUUUUCAACAGAACAUGGGUGGAAUAUGAGAAUGGAUUUGGGAACCUGAGUGGCGAGUUCUGGUACGGACUAAAAAACAUGCACUGUCUUACGAGUCGAGAGCCAAUGGAGGUCGAAGUUGAAGUGAGUAAAACCGACGGUACAAAGGUAGUUCUUCCCUAUGGUAACUUUCGAGUGAAUGGACUCAGUACAAGCUACACACUGCAUGUGUCGGACAAACAACAUGAAGAGGCUUACGAUUACCUAGGAUAUCACAAUGGUAUGAAAUUCACAACAUUUGACAACGAUAAUGACAGUGGAACUUCUUCAAACUGUGCUACUAGCCACGGAAAAGUUGGAUGGUGGUUCAAAAAUUGUGACCUAACGUUACUAACUCAUAUGCCACAUCCAGAGCUCCACACAACGUCUCCUGUUACCUAUCACUAUGCAGAGUUAAGGGUGCGUCCAAAAUUAUGCAAUGCAAAUCUACCACGUACUUGUGACUAAUAGAACAGAUGCCAGCAAGAAUUUAUAGAAAUUACACCACUAGAAAAAGUUAAACUUGGACUGUUUGUAUUUAUAGUAGUGUAAUAGUGUAGAAAAAUGUUUAGACCUCAUUUUUAAUAUCACUACCAUUAAUGUAUGGAUAUAUUCUACUCAGAUUGUUCCACGACAA
Molecule: messenger RNA, 1041 nt
Organism: Halichondria panicea
Lineage: Eukaryota; Metazoa; Porifera; Demospongiae; Suberitida; Halichondriidae
Product: fibrinogen-like protein A
Exons: 2
Coding region: 30-872 (280 amino acids)
Source: RefSeq, a predicted model, not a curated record